CAGCCAAAUCAUUCACAUUCAGAAUAUCGUCCCUUCCAAACCCAUUUGGGUCGAAUGACGCCUCUCAUCUAUUCUCUGCAUCUCAUCGUCUGCUUGGAUCCCAUUUUAGCGCCAUCGUACUCUCCUCUCAACUCUUUCCCCGCCAUCAUUACACCCCUCGAGGAUGACCGAUGACAAUGACUCUUCCGAGGAUGAAAGAACCGAGGAAAUCUCCUCCAUUCGAUCUAUUUUUCCCGAGAUUGUCAUCGAUCCUUCCCAGCCAUAUAAACUAUCUCUCGAUCUGUCGGUAACACCACUUCAGCCGUUGACCGUCUUCUUCAAGCCUCCGACCGAGACCACGCCACCCGCCCUCCCUCAACUCCCCCAAGUCCUACGUGACCAGCCUGCAGUCCAAGAUGAGUCGCACCAGAUUUCUCACUUGCCGCCUCUCUCCCUCCUCAUCACAUUACCCGAAGGCUAUCCUGCCACCAAACCCCCUUUCGUGUCUAUCUCCUGCCAAUCCAAAUGGCUUCCUCAACAAGUCCUGGAUAGGCUAAUCAAGGAUUGCGAAAACAAAUGGGAAGAAUACGGACAACAACCCGUCGUUUUUGCUCUCAUUGCCGAUCUGAAAACCGAAUCGGAAGAUGCAUUCGGCCUCGCUGGAACCAAACUCCACUUGUGCAGCGAUCUUCAACUCGCCCUCCUCGACUUCGAUCUUAAGGCCAAGCGUGAGGAAUUUGAGAAAGAGACAUUCGACUGCGGAAUUUGCCUCGAACCCAAAAAGGGCACAUCUUGUCACAAGAUGCUGACCUGCGGUCACGUCUUCUGCGUUUCUUGUCUGCAAGACUUCUACAAUUCAUGUAUCACCGAAGGUGACGUCGACAGCGUCAAGUGUCUAUCCCCGGAUUGUGGCAAAGACGACCCAAACACUCAACAGCGAAAGAGAAGUAGGAAACAGGACCGAGGUCUCAACCCUAGUGAGUUGCUGCAAAUCCCACUCGAGCAAGAAGUGGUUCAACGCUACGUCUAUCUCAAGCGCAAGAAACGCCUCGAAGCCGACAAGAACACCAUCUACUGUCCUCGCGAGUGGUGUCAAGGUGCUGCCAAGUCAAAGAGACAUCCAAAACCUUCCGACCCAAUGAAGGAAGAAGAUUUCUCUGACGAAUCCGACGACGAAGGCCCUGACCCGACAAAGGUUUCCAGUGAACCGCUCGACCUCGAAGCCCUGCCCAUGUCUCAGCGCCUGUCCGUCUGUGAAGACUGUGACUUUGCCUUUUGCUGUGUCUGUCGCAAAGGCUGGCAUGGCGAACUUGCGCGUUGCUCUCCUCGUCGCCAGAAGGAGAUCACCGAAGAAGAAGCUGCAUCAUUGGCCUAUCUCAACAAAUACUCGACCCCCUGUCCCACGUGCAAUGUUCGCGCACAAAAGAUCCUGGGCUGCAAUCACAUGAAAUGCUUCCAAUGUGGAACCCAUUUCUGUUACCUCUGUUCCGCCUUUCUGAUGCCGGCCAAUCCGUACGCUCAUUUCAAUGACGUCGCCAGUUCUUGCUACCAGCGUCUUUGGGUUCUUGAGGCCGGCGAUGGUGAAGGUGUCGACGUCAACGCACAUUUCAACCCGGACGAACUGGCUGCGGAGUUGGCAGUGGAGGCCGCUGCAGCCGAAGCCGACGCUCACCAGGAAGCCCCAGCGCCCAAUGCGCCCCCUGUCCCUGAAGUGCAGGCUCCAGCCGAUCUACUCCUAGAAGAAGACGACACUUCGGACGAGGAGCCUGCUCCCGAUGUUCGACGCCACGAACGAAACAUGCACAUUGAAUUUGUCAACUUUGCAGGUCCCCAUGGUCAGAAUGCCCAACGAGUCAUGCUUCCUGAGCGACCACGACCUGCUGGUGCUGAUGCAGUUGCACCACUCGGACCUGGUCCACCUCCUCCACCUGCUCCAAACCCACCAGCUCCUCGUCGCCGCCGUAGGAGAGGUGCUGCACAGCAGAGAAAUCGCAAUGCUGGUCCUGAUAUCAAUCAUGCACAUGCAGGUAGAAACAAUCAUCCUCCAGCCGGUGUCUUAGGUCGAAAUGGAAACAAUGGCCCCAAUCAUGCUCGUGGUGCCCAUGCAGAUGGACCACGGCACAUCAACGGCGAAGUCAACGCCGCGGCCGUGCAACGAGGAAACCCAACACCUGAAGCACCUGAGCCAGCAGCACCAGGCCAUCAGAUGGCUGGAAUGCCUCUCGAGCUGAGGCCCUUCAAUGCUCAAGCAUUGGAGAACUUCUUGCGUCUGGCGGAGGCCGACCAAGAAGACGAAUGGGACAGCGAUGAGUUGGACGAUGACCACUUUGGCGACAUCGACCAUGACCCGUUGCCAUUAGAGCCCGCUGCCCGGCGACGAAGAUGGUAAUGUGUGAAAUUUGUCGACUUCAUUAUCCGGACAUAUCCAUCACGUGGUUGGUGGUGGGUUCGGGGCGGGCGUCAUGCACGCCGAUUGACCUUCACAUCGAAAUUGCGGCGGGUGACAAUCAUACCGGUGCUUAGGCAUAUUGAUGCUGGGGCGGGUGACAUGCUGCAUACGGAUGUUCAUAUCGAUGCUGGGGGCGGGUGACAGUCAUACCGGUGAACAGUACAUAUUGUUUCAUGAGCUUCGGCAUGAACAUUCCCAUGUUUGCUUUCGAUACACAUGUUGCAAAUACCUACCUAUAGGUAUGGUGCAUUCGCUUGGCUAGGCGCCAGAAAAUGCCACCGAAAAUGAGAUGUGCAGUCACCUCGAUGACAUGCAUACCGGAUCACGUUUGGACAACGGUUAUGCAACGUGUGAUUGAUGAUUAACACGACAUGAGACCUAAUGAUGAAGAAUUGCCACAGCUUUGUGAGUUGCAUAUCACAGCUCAAGUAGCAAUCAUGGCAUAGCAUUGCACAACAUAGCAUAGCAUAGCAUAGCGUGGAGAGCGUGGAGCGGAAUUCUUCCUGCACUAUUGAAUCAAAUUCCCAAUUAAGUACC
Messenger RNA from Exophiala mesophila, 2965 nucleotides. RefSeq lists its product as uncharacterized. The transcript has a single exon. The record is from RefSeq and is a predicted model, not a curated record. Gene Ontology annotation, molecular function: ubiquitin protein ligase activity; zinc ion binding; ubiquitin conjugating enzyme binding. Gene Ontology annotation, cellular component: ubiquitin ligase complex; cytoplasm. The coding region runs from base 164 to 2368 and encodes 734 amino acids. Gene Ontology annotation, biological process: positive regulation of proteasomal ubiquitin-dependent protein catabolic process; protein polyubiquitination; ubiquitin-dependent protein catabolic process. Lineage: Eukaryota; Fungi; Ascomycota; Eurotiomycetes; Chaetothyriales; Herpotrichiellaceae.